UCAGGGGCCCAAUAAAAAAAAAAAGCUGGUUUCGUCAUUGCUUCUCUUUCUGGUUUUUUUUUAUCAAUCUCUCCUUGUUUCCCCAUACUCUCUUGCGUCUUUCAUUACGAUGAGCGACGAAAGAGAACCACUUCUCGCCACUGAACGGGGUGAGGAGGGCACCAGCUCGCAUCCUAUCGAGUCAACUGAACAUCCACAACCAACGUAUGCGGCACCAUCAAGAGUGCGUUCGGGAAGAUUUACCUUUCUGGAAAAGGUGCUAUUCGCCUUGACCGUUGCAUUCUUUAUUCUCCUGUGUGUGUUUGCCGGUUUAUAUGCCAGACGCGUCUACGAUGAGCAUGAUAAGGUCCCUGCCCCAGAGCCAACUUCACCACCCGAUAAACCUCGUGAGAAUAUUACCGAGCCUCUUUGCUCCACGCCUCAAUGUGUGUUGACUGCUUCGCAAAUUCUGAAAGAUAUCGACAUGACGGUGGAUCCUUGCGAAGACUUUUACGCUUAUACUUGCAACAAUUGGAUCAAGACGCAUGAUAUCCCGGAAGCCAAACCAUCUAUCAGUUCUUUUGCUCAACUGGCUACAGACAACAAAGAAGUGUUGCACGGUAUCCUCACUCAUGACUUCCAAGAAUUUUAUGAACGCACGCAUGGUUCAACGGGCGGUUUGCCUGACCCGGAGAAACUAGUCGAUAAGCAGAAUUUCAACAAAGUCAAGGCGUUGUAUGAUUCCUGCAUGGACGAGCAAGCUAUCGAUGCACGUGGAGCGGAGCCCUUGCUUCCCCUGUUGAGAGAACUCCGCCGUUUGUAUCCUUCGGAUUUUGCAGCCGUCAAUGCCGACACCAUGCCAAAGGCCACAGAAAACACUCAAACCCUCACCCAAGCCAUGAGUUUCCUCUUCAAGCACAAUGUGGGCGCCUUGUUUGAAAUUAUGAUUGACGCGGUAAGAUCCCAGAAACCCAGAGAAAACCGCUUUGCAGUUGUAUCAAUCUGGUUUGACUUUGCCUUCAAAGGAAUACUAUCAGGAGGAGGACAUUGUUCAGACCUUGUUUGAAACUGUGGCAGAUACCAUGGAUGCUGUCUUUGGCGCGACCAACAAUGAGUUUGGCUGGAACCGAUGGAGCGCUAACACCACUGCAAGAUUGGUGGUGGACUUUGAAAAACGCUUGGCCAAUAUCAGUGCGCGUCCGGAAGAGUUGAUGGAUCCCGAUGCUACCUACAAUCCUCGCUCUUUGUCUCAGCUGCAUAAACUGGCACCCACUCUUGACUGGGGUUUGAUGAUAUCGGAAUUACUCCCGUCCACUGCGCCUCACGUGGACAUGUUGAUUGUCUCAUCGCCCGAAUAUAUUGAAAAACUGCAUACCGAGCUUUUGGAUGCGUCCACUACCCGGACGGUUCAAGCCUACUUUAUGUGGCGAUUGAUUCGAUCUUAUUCCGAUGCCUUAGCCGAAGAUAUCCGCAA
Messenger RNA from Radiomyces spectabilis, 1453 nucleotides. RefSeq lists its product as uncharacterized. Gene Ontology annotation, biological process: protein processing. NCBI's taxonomy places the organism in Eukaryota, Fungi, Mucoromycota, Mucoromycetes, Mucorales, Radiomycetaceae. Gene Ontology annotation, molecular function: metalloendopeptidase activity. The record is from RefSeq and is a predicted model, not a curated record. The transcript has 5 exons. The coding region runs from base 110 to 1045 and encodes 311 amino acids. Gene Ontology annotation, cellular component: plasma membrane.